Molecule: messenger RNA, 1079 nt
Organism: Spodoptera littoralis (African cotton leafworm)
Lineage: Eukaryota; Metazoa; Arthropoda; Insecta; Lepidoptera; Noctuidae
Source: the annotation of a GenBank genome assembly
AUGUCUCCGAUCUUCAUUUGGUUUUUUGGGUUUGCCGUUUCGGUCGUAUGGUGUGGACCAUCACCGUACAAUAUCGAAGACGCUGAAAACCAUUUCGAAGAAUUCAUUCAAAAAUUCGGAAAGAAAUACCAAAACCAUGUUGAGAAACAGUACAGAUACGAAAUUUUCGUUAAGAACUUAAAGAAAGUUAACAAACUGAAUGAAGAAAUCGAUCAUGCUGUCCAUGGUAUAACCCAAUUUAUGGACCUGGAUGCUGAAGAAUUUACCAGUAUUUAUUCAUGUCUACCUAGAGUUGAUGUGAACUUUGACUCUGGUUGCGAUUAUGAUGAUUGUGACGAUACUUGUAAUCAUAAUGACGCACCAGAGUCGUUCGACUGGCGUGAUCGUGGCGUAGUGUCAUCAGUUAAAGACCAGGGUAAUUGUGGUAGUUGCUACGCAUUCAGUGCAGUUGGUAACAUUGAGGGACAGCAUGCGAUCAAACAUAAAGAACUGCUUGAUUUGUCUCCUCAACAAAUUGUAGACUGCGACGAUGACUCUAGCGGGUGCAAUGGAGGUUUAAUGAGUUACGCCUUCAGGACUAUAAAGAACACAGGAGGUAUAGAAUCUGAAGCCGACUACCCAUACAUUCACGAUGAGAUGGAUGACUGUUACUUUGAUGUCAAAAAAGUUAAGGCAAAAUUGUCAGAUUGUCGCGCUUUUAACUUGACGUCUCAGGAGAAGCUGAAACAACUGGUGUACAACACUGGACCCAUAUCUAUCGCUAUACAAGCUGAUGGUUUGCAAUUCUACACCAACGGAAUCUUCCCUGAUGAACACUGCAACGUCGGUAACAUCAACCAUGGAGUCCUACUAGUGGGAUAUGGCGUUGAGAAAGAUGUACCAUUUUGGAUCAUAAAGAAUUCUUGGGGCGAAAAAUUCGGUGAAAAGGGAUAUUUCAGAGUAGCGAGAGGUGAGAACUUGAACUCGUGCAGCAUGCUGAACAAUGCAAUGUCUACUUCUAUCGUCGUUUAAAGAAGAGAAACCAGAAAUGAUUGUUAUUUUUUAAUAUAAUUGUUAUCAUGUGUACUUUUAUCAAUAAA